CGUUGCGAGAGGAAGGGGCGGCUGCGAUUCGCAGCGAGCCAGAUUUGGGCUCUGAGAAAUGGAGACGGAACUGCUGCUUUCCCCCCCAGCGAUGUGCUGAGAGAGAUGGACAGCAAAUUACUGCAGGAAAGCUUUGCUCCAAAACUGCCUCUUCCCAGGAAGCUAACACACUCGAGCUCCUGAAGUUCUGGCAGCUGCUAGCUCAGCUUGGGGGCAACCACAGCAAGUUUCCUCUGCACGAGUCCCAGUUUGCAGGGGUCAGACAGGUGAUUUUUUUUUUUGUUCCUCUCCCUGUGCGUGGCCAGGAAAAGUGCCACUGAAUACCAACAAAUCUGCUUGAAAGCUUGGGAGAGCUUGAGAAAAACCACGGUGGAGAGUUGUGGGGUUGUGGAUAUACUGGACACAAAGUACUACCACCUCUGCUCGAGAGAUUCAUAUGGCUUGAAGGGUGGAGCUGGAACGUGGCACUUUUACCUUCAUGGAUCCACUAAACCUCUCCUGGUACAAUGGUGACAUGGGCAGCAGGAACUGGAGCAAGCCACUCAACGAGUCUGAUGCAGACCAGAAGCCUCAAUACAAUUACUAUGCCAUGCUGCUCACCCUCCUCAUCUUUGUUAUUGUUUUUGGCAAUGUGCUGGUGUGUAUGGCUGUGUCCAGGGAAAAAGCCCUUCAGACUACCACCAAUUACCUGAUCGUGAGUCUGGCAGUGGCAGAUCUCUUGGUAGCAACUCUGGUCAUGCCUUGGGUGGUCUAUCUGGAGGUGGUUGGUGAAUGGAGGUUCAGUCGGAUCCACUGUGAUAUCUUUGUAACCCUUGAUGUUAUGAUGUGUACUGCCAGUAUCCUCAAUCUCUGUGCCAUCAGCAUUGACAGGUACACAGCAGUAGCAAUGCCAAUGCUGUACAAUACCCGCUACAGCUCGAAGCGCAGGGUCACCGUAAUGAUUUCAGUGGUCUGGGUGCUUUCAUUUGCCAUCUCCUGCCCAAUCCUGUUUGGCCUCAAUAACACAGAUGAAAAUGAGUGUAUCAUUGCCAAUCCUGCUUUUGUUGUGUAUUCCUCUAUCGUCUCCUUCUACGUUCCCUUUAUCGUCACCCUGCUGGUGUACGUACAGAUUUACAUAGUGCUCCGGAAACGCAGGAAACGUGUCAACACCAAGCGCAGCACCCAUGCCCUGGAUUCUGACACACAGGCCCCGCUGAAGGACAAAUGCACUCAUCCAGAAGAUGUGAAGCUCUGCACAGUUAUUGUGAAGUCCAAUGGGAGUUUCCAAGUUAAUAAGCGCCAAGUGGAGGCAGAGAGUCACAUAGAGGAGAUGGAAAUGGAGAUGGUGUCCAGUACCAGUCCUCCUGAGAAGACCACUCUCAAACCAGCUGCACCAAGCAACCAUCAGCUGAUUGUGCCAGUUGCUUCCAAUCAGUGCACCAAUUCAACCCUGCAGGCAACCUUGGACAGCCCUGUGAAAGUAGAGAAGAAUGGACAUGCCAAAGAACCCUCCCAAACAGCCAAGGUCUUUGAGAUCCAGUCUAUGCCCAAUGGAAAGACAAGGACCUCUCUCAAGACUGUGAGCAGGAGAAAACUGUCACAACAGAAGGAAAAGAAAGCUACUCAGAUGCUAGCCAUUGUACUUGGUGUUUUCAUCAUCUGCUGGCUCCCAUUUUUCAUCACUCACAUCCUGAACAUGCACUGCGAUUGCAACAUCCCUCCAGCAAUGUACAGCGCCUUUACGUGGCUUGGAUAUGUCAACAGUGCUGUCAACCCAAUUAUUUACACCACCUUCAACAUUGAAUUUCGUAAGGCUUUCAUGAAGAUCCUCCACUGUUAAAAGAAAAAAGCAGUAACCACAUUUUUAAGAAUGAGAGAAAAGAAACCAAUGCCAUACACGCACACAGACAAAUGGGGAGCCAUAGGGAGAUCUCAAGCUCUUGUAUUGGGCACAAGGCCUACAGUGUUACAACUGUGCCAUGCCCCACACCUCUUGGUCAGGAUGCAAUGACGACCUUCAUGCGGGAGGUUCUCUCAUCCCUCGAGGUGACCUUUGGACUCUGGGAGACCAAUCCCAAGGGCACUUUUAAGAGCUACCCUCACACUGUGUUUAAAGCAGAAGCAAAAACUGAGACAUGCUCACUUGAUACUUGCCUAUGGCCAACUAACCUUGAGUGCAUUAAACAGACACUUGCAGAGCCACGUGCAGGUAGUGAUGGGUCACUGCCACUAUUGGCUCACGUGUUAUGUCAUUGAUACAAUCUUCACCAAAGAUGAGAACAUCUUUUCCGCUUUGCAAUAGGAGCCAGACAGACAGAGCUUGUGGAAAGCCCACGCAAUAGCUUUGCCUUCACCUGCAGCUGACUUGUCCAGUAUUAAACUGCUGAGGCCUUGAGGAAAAAAGCUUUCAGAGAACCCCAGGUGGACUAAGAAGGUUCUGCCACCUACAGAUUCAAACCCUGCAAUAAUGUGGGCCCACAAGCAAUGGGCAGAAGGAAGAUGGGGAGCAUAUGUCUCAUAUGGGACCAUUACAUCAAUGUAAAUAUGAAUAAAUAGGAUGAAUUGAACAGAAGCCCAAGCCAAAAAAUAAACAAGAGGAGAAACUCAAGACGUGAUACCUUGUCUUGCAUGGUAUGUGCUCAGAUUAAAUAGGAUAUCAACUAUCAUCUAUCAUCAGCCAGCCCAGCAGCAAUUUUGGCCCACCAAUCAGCAUUUCAUCUCCAGUCUCUUACAAGAAGCUGCAAAAUUAACUGAGGAGUGAUAGUGUGGUGAAUGUAGAAAUAUGAAGAGAGUGUGCUAGGUGAGGCAUCUGGAGCCAUGCCCAUCUCAGAUGUGAAACUGGACAAGUGAAAGUUAGGUCCAGGUUUUCUCACCUAACCUUAAGGUGCUAUGAAGUCAAGGAACGCCUAAGCUAUGAUUUGCCUAUGUCUGUCAACAGAGAGUGUGCAGAGCGACAUUGUGCCUAAUUUAGAUUGUUAAGAGUAACUGGCAUAAAGACUGUGUGUUUUGGAAGAAGCCAAAACAAAAGCCCAAGAAAGCCCCCAGCUGGAUGUGCUCCUGUGUCUAGGUUGGACUCGAAAGGUCUGGAUGUUUCUAGCAUCCCUUAACCUCUGUUAUCUACAUUUCAUGGUUCAAAACAGUUGAAAAUCCAUCAACAGCAUAAUUGCACCACACUGACUUGGGCAUUGCCAAAUCCAUGCUCUGCUUACUAACUGUACUCAGUUCACAAUAUUUUUUGCAAUAUCUCUGUAAAUAACCUACAGUGAGAUGAAUAAAAUGACAUGGAAAUAGGUCUGGCUAGAAAUUACUGUAUGGUCUGGAUAGCUAGAUGAUUGCCAUUGCCAUAUGCAAAGGCAGGCUCCCAAGUUCUAAUUACCUGAAGAUUUUAAAACAAUCAUCUGGAGAGCAAUAU
Struthio camelus australis is the source of this 3391-nucleotide messenger RNA. RefSeq names its product dopamine receptor D2 (gene DRD2). Gene Ontology annotation, molecular function: dopamine neurotransmitter receptor activity, coupled via Gi/Go; G protein-coupled receptor activity. The record is from RefSeq and is a predicted model, not a curated record. Lineage: Eukaryota; Metazoa; Chordata; Aves; Struthioniformes; Struthionidae. Gene Ontology annotation, biological process: adenylate cyclase-inhibiting dopamine receptor signaling pathway; negative regulation of synaptic transmission, glutamatergic; regulation of dopamine secretion. Gene Ontology annotation, cellular component: presynaptic membrane; plasma membrane; glutamatergic synapse.